GCGCCCGGAUCGGUGCCUGUUCCUUUUUAGUUUUUAUCUUCGUGGGUCUCUCUCUAUUUUGACGGAAGGGAAGGGGGUUGUUUUUUGGAGCAAAACCCUAAACGCCAUUGGAGCUCGGAACGAGCUUUGUUUCUUGCAAAAGUAGCGAGAGCCAGCUUUCUUCGGGGCCGAGGGGCUGCUGAGAGCAUCGCGAGGGACGGCGUCUCGAGAAAGCUAAGUUCUUUCCUCUUCUUCUCUUUCGGGAGCUAGGGUUUUUCAUUGAAAUAAACGUUAGCGUUCUAUUACUGUAGGAGGCAUUUGUUUCGAUCUCAAAAAGUUGGUUCCGUGGGAAGAUCUCUUAGGGCUUUAUCGGUCUUGGAAGCGGGUAGUUUGGAAUGGGGAAAAAUUAGGGUUGUGGUUGAAAUUUAGUAUACCUCUGGGCCAAAUCUUUGAACGUUUCCCUGUUUCAUCAAACAAGUUAGAGAUUCUCUGUUACGCUUUUGCAGCGAAUCCGGUUGUAGGAGUGGAAAGCAAGAGAAAGAGGAACGGGGAUCAAAUUUCUUAGUGCCUCUUAAAAGCUGUCUUUUUCCCUUGUCAGGUUUAUUAGUUCCUAUAAAGUUCUUAAUCUCUUGGUUCGACUUGUUGAAGAGUCUAGUGUUUAACAUGAGCGAGCCGAAAGAUCACAAUGAUCCGGAGCAAGAAAUGCCGGAAGUUCCUAGCAAGGAGCACAUAGGUGCGGAUGUUGAAGACGACGACCUUCAGUCUCUGCUGCAAAACCAUGUAGCUGAGCAAAGCUCUCAGUUUCAAACAGAGGUUAAUUUCAUUAACGACUCUAGGUUUUCAGGAAAUCCUCUGGAACCUGAUUCAGCUAAGCAGAACAUCAAAGAGACUGCCAUACCAUCAGAAUUGCAAACUGGUGCUGAAGUUUCUAUUUCUAUGAAUCAGACAGAUAAGGAUUCUGAAAAACCUGGGGAUGAAGUUCCUGUUUCUAUGAAUCAGACACAGAAUGAUUCUGAAAAACCUGGUGAUGAAAUUACUGUGUUUAUGAAUCAGACAGAGAGUGAUUCUGAAAAAACUAGUGAUGAAGUUCCUGCUUUUAGGAAUCAGACACAGAAUGGUUCUGAAAAAACUGGUGAUGAACUUCAUGCUUUUAUGAAUCAGACACAGAGUGAUUCUGAAAAAACUGGUGAUGGAGGUCCUAUUUCUCUGAAUCAGACAGAGAACAAUUCUGAAAAAACCAGUGAUGAAGUUCCAUUCUUUAUGAAUCGGGCGGAGAAUGAUUCUGAACGAAAUGAUGCUCUUGAUGUCAAGAAUGAAAUGGAGAGUGAGAUGAUGAACACAUCAUUGGACGACGGCAGUAAUUCAUUAGAGUCAGAUGUGAAGGCAGCUCAUUCAGAAAAUAAUUACAGCACUGAGACCCCCUUGAAAAAGGAAAGAGCCGAAGGAGAACAACCAGCUCCCAUCGAGAGUUCUAACCAGUCUUUUACAUUUGACUAUUUCUUGGAUGGGGAUGAUUCUGGGACUGAGGAGGAACAAGCUGCUUUCAUGAAGGAGCUGGAGAAUUUCUUUAGGGAGAGGAGCAUGGAGUUCAAGCCACCUAAGUUUUACGGGGAAGGGUUGAAUUGUCUCAAGUUGUGGAGAGCAGUAACUAAACUAGGUGGUUAUGACAGGGUGACAUCAUGCAAAUUAUGGCGUCAAGUUGGGGAGUCCUUCAAACCUCCAAAGACCUGUACAACAGUCUCUUGGUCAUUUCGAGGUUUCUAUGAGAAGGCUCUACUUGAGUAUGAAAAACAUAAAAUUCGUACUGGCGAGCUCCAAAUACCUAUAUCUGAUCUUCCUGAGGCUAUGGUUAUUGAUAACCAGGGGGGUGUAAAUCAGGCAUCAGGCUCAGGUAGGGCAAGAAGGGAUGCUGCAGCUCGUGCUAUGCAGGGCUGGCACUCUCAGCGACUGCUUGGCAAUGGUGAAGUGGGGGACCCAAUAAUUAAGGAUAAGAGUUCAAUUUCUCUUCUGAAGCGGGACAAACAUCUUAAAAGCAACGGUGCACACAAGAGGAAAAAAUCAUCAAACAUGGAGCCUGAAUCUAAAGUUGCACGUAUAAAGGAUAUUCAGACACAAGCGGAUACAACAGUUGUUGAUGUUGGGGCUCCUGCUGAUUGGGUGAAAAUAAAUGUGCGGCAAACUAAAGAUUGCUUUGAAGUCUAUGCUUUGGUUCCUGGGCUUCUGCGUGAAGAGGUACAAGUUCAAUCAGAUCCUGCUGGCCGUUUAAUCAUAUCUGGAGAACCAGAGCAGCCUGAUAAUCCUUGGGGUGUUACACCCUUUAAAAAGGUCAUAACUUUGCCUUCACGAAUUGAUCCACAUCAGACUUCAGCAGUGGUCACCCUUCAUGGCCAGCUGUUUGUACGUGCACCCUUCGAUCAGUCAGAUCUAUAGCACUCUUGGUCUCACUUCCAAAGCCCGCUGUCUAAUAUAAUGAAGAAAUAGAAACAAACAUGUGAGGAUGUUCUGCAGGCCUUUGAACUUGUCAUGCUGCUGAGAUGAUUUUUAUACUAUUUUGAGUUCAUGCACAAACUUGAACAAUCUAUUUUGUUUGAUCCAACAGUGUGGUGGAUUCCUACUCAUGAACCUUAUCUUUGAGUCUGAAACUUGCUAGUGCAGCUCAGUUAGGGUGAAGAAAUAUGUAUGGACCUGCCUCUGACCUGAGACAGCUUUCAUGUAGUCAUCCACUGAAAAAUGUAACCAGAUUCUAGUCCAUGUCAUUUGGUUAUCACGUGUUGCUGUAUGAUCCUUUAUUGGGUAAUCAUUGAAAUGCAGCAGUUCCUGAUCAUAACCUGAUUUUAUCUUUUCUAGAUAAGCUAGUAAAGGUGAUCUUAA
Messenger RNA from Elaeis guineensis (African oil palm), 2850 nucleotides. Its product is annotated as AT-rich interactive domain-containing protein 6. The record is from RefSeq and is a predicted model, not a curated record. NCBI's taxonomy places the organism in Eukaryota, Viridiplantae, Streptophyta, Magnoliopsida, Arecales, Arecaceae. Gene Ontology annotation, molecular function: DNA binding. Gene Ontology annotation, cellular component: nucleus. Gene Ontology annotation, biological process: regulation of transcription by RNA polymerase II.